Molecule: messenger RNA, 411 nt
Organism: Leptinotarsa decemlineata (Colorado potato beetle)
Lineage: Eukaryota; Metazoa; Arthropoda; Insecta; Coleoptera; Chrysomelidae
Product: kinesin-like protein Klp10A
Biological process (GO): microtubule depolymerization; microtubule-based movement
Cellular component (GO): microtubule
Molecular function (GO): microtubule motor activity; microtubule binding; ATP binding
Source: RefSeq, a predicted model, not a curated record
UAAGUAUAAGUUAGUCACUCUCCGAUUUCCUUAGAGGUCACGCAUUAUGAAGUUUGAAAGAACACUAUUGUAGAUAAAUCGUCGUUCGUUAAAAUGGUACUUGCGUUUGUAAUCUGGCUGUACACGAUAUUCAAGGCAAUGUUUUUCCGAAUACCAGCGUUUUUUCAUUUGACGAAUCCAAAUCAUGGAGGAAAAAUGUUCCCAAUUCACAUCAACGAGCGAGACACUAAGAAAACAUCGAAUAGCGAUUCUUCAAGAAGAAACUCAACAGAAAACAAUGGAGACUAUGCAAGUACAAAACAUAGUAAUGAGUCAUUUUCGCCCAGAUAUCAAAAUUCCAUGUCACCAAUUCCAAGUCCUCCAGUUUCUCCAAAUGCUAGAAGAGGAUACAAAUCGAAAAGAGAAUCAUAG